AUGCCUGUAAAUUUAAGAAAUACCAAAAAAAUUAGACAAGAAAAUCGUUUGAAAAUUGAAUGUCAGAAGGUAUCUCAACAACAAACGCACAAAGGACAAAUAGUGAAACUUGCUGAAACGUUACAUGAAUCACAUGAAAUACCUUCAACAUCACUAAUGGCAAACGUAGCUUUACAAAAUGCUCAUAUUAGCGAAGACGAAGCUGCAUUAUACGAUAGACAAAUUAGAUUAUGGGGUUUAGAAGCUCAGCAACGUGGGAUGCGAGGUCUAAGUAAUGAGAUAUGCAAGAAUUUGGUUCUCGCAGGGAUUGGCACCAUUACAAUAAUUGAUCAUAAUGUAGUCACGGAAGAAGAUCUCGGCGCACAAUUCUUUGUGACCGAAGGAGACAUAGGAAAGAACGCAAAUGUUUCAGCGGAUCGGAUUCGUCAAUUAAAUCCUCGUGUCGUGGUGAUAGCUGAUAAUAGUGACAUACGCACAAAGCCUGAUGAUUUCUUCAAAGUUUUUGACUUAGUGUGUCUUACAGAUUGUGAUCCCGAUACAGUGAUCCGGAUUAACGAAAUAUGCAGAAAUUUUGAUAAAAAGUUUUAUGCUGCUUGUACUUACGGUUUCUAUGGCUAUAUUUUUUGUGAUCUUAAACAGCAUGAAUAUAUAGUAGAACGAAAGAUAGCAAUGCCACAUAAAGAUGAGCACGAAAUAACCAAGUUAAAAAAGCAUGACGAAUAUGUGAGCUUUCAACAUGUUCUAUCUAAAACUGAUUGGACAGAAAUUUCAGAUAGAAAACUAAAAAAGAUUUCACCUUUAUUAUGGGCUAUUCAAAUUUUAUGGAAAUUCCAACAAGAAGUGGGUCGGCUACCUGUAACAAAUGAUAAUUUAGAUGUCGAGAAAUUGUUAUCUCUGAGAAACCCUUACCUACAAACCAUUAAUAUUAACAAUCUACUUGUAACUGAUGAAUUACUUAUAGCUCUUGCAUCAUUUGCGCUUACGGAAUUAACCCCUAUAUGUGCAAUCCUGGGCGGUGUCUUAGCUCAAGACAUUCUGAACGUUCUGUCCAAGAAGGGUGUCCCUAUUAACAACUUAUUUGUUUUUGACGGAUUUCAAGGUAAUGGAUAUAUUUAUCACGUUGAGCAAGGUAAACAUAUUGUUUGA
This is a messenger RNA of Cetraspora pellucida, 1146 nucleotides long. Lineage: Eukaryota; Fungi; Glomeromycota; Glomeromycetes; Diversisporales; Gigasporaceae. The record is from the annotation of a GenBank genome assembly.